UGUACAAUAGAGCGGGGCCGGAGCGCGGGGGGUCGGAGCUGGGAUCUCACACCCCUUUCCUUUCCAGCGAGCCCUCUCCUUGCACUUCCCCCAGUCACUUCCACCAGUCACACACGUCUCGUUAUACAGCGGGACACAUGGGCCCAGACUCACUACAACUCCUAUACAGGACACUGAAUGUCUAUAAUAUAUAUACUGAUCGAUACUGAUCUAUACUGUGUGCAGCACCAGCAGUGUCCAGCCACAAGCCCUCCUGCUCUCAUUCACUUCUUAUAUCACUUCCACUGUGUGACUUGUGCGACUUGUAGUUCAGUAGAAGUGACCAGUCCUGCAGGUGGGAUGUGUCUGUUUCAUUUCACUAGAGAGAUCCUCUGGGCUGCACCCUGGAGCUUCUGACUGUUGCAUCAUACUUACACUCCAGUACAACUACAUCUCUCUGCAUUGUCCACAGGCUCUCACAGCAUGCUGGGAGUUGUAGUGUAACAGCUGCUUAAAAAGCACAGUUGGGGCAUCUGUUUGUGAAGGGUCAUUCCAGGGAGACAAACAUUGUAUGUAUGUGUCAUGUAUGUAUGUAUUGUAUGUAGAGGUAUGGACAACUGCGAGGCCUCCAGUGAAACUGUAGCAGCUGCUUUAGACUUUUUCUUACUGGGAAUUGUAGUUCAUGGCUUGUUCAAUAAUCAGAUAUAAGAUGUUUGUGUCUAUGCAAUACAUUGGGAAUUUGGGGAAGGUGUCAUUCAUUGUAAAUACAACCUGUAGUUUAGUGCAACACCGAGGAAUUCCCAGCUAUCUGCGCAGGUAGUUCUGGGUCAGGCUGUAUAUAGAGGGUUCCCCGUUUGGAGGUAUAUGAGGGAUGUUCUGGGUCAGACUGUAUAUAGAGGGUUCUCAGUAUGGGGGUAUAUGAGGGAUGUUCUGGGUGAGACUGUAUAUAGAGGCUUCCCAGUUUGGGGGUAUAGUAGGGAUGUUUUGGGUCAGGCUGUAUAUAGAGGGUUUCCAGUAUGGGGGUAUAUGAGGGAAGUUCUGGGUCAGGCUGUAUAUAGAGGCUUCCCAGUUUGGGGGUAUAGUAGGGAUGUUUUGGGUCAGGCUGUAUAUAGAGGGUUUCCAGUAUGGGGGUAUAUGAGGGAAGUUCUGGGUCAGGCUGUAUAUAGAGGGUUCCCAGUUUGGGGGUAUAGUAGGGAUGUUUUGGGUCAGGCUGUAUAUAGAGGGUUUCCAGUAUGGGGGUAUAUGAGGGAAGUUCUGGGUCAGGCUGUAUAUAGAGGGUUCCCAGUUUGGGGGUAUAUGAGGGAAGUUCUGGGUCAGGCUGUAUAUAGAGGGUUCUCAGUAUGGGGGUAUAUGAGGGAAGUUCUGGGUCAGGCUGUAUAUAGAGGGUUCCCAGUUUGGGGGUAUAUGAGGGAAGUUCUGGGUCAGGCUGUAUAUAGAGGGUUCUCAGUAUGGGGGUAUAUGAGGGAAGUUCUGGGUCAGGCUGUAUAUAGAGGCUUCCCAGUUUGGGGGUAUAUGAGGGAAGUUCUGGGUCAGGCUGUAUAUAGAGGGUUCCCAGUAUGGGGGUAUAUGAGGGAAGUUCUGGGUCAGGCUGUAUAUAGAGGGUUCCCAGUAUGGGGGUAUAUGAGGGAAGUUCUGGGUCAGGCUGUAUAUAGAGGGUUCCCAGUAUGGGGGUAUAUGAGGGAUGUUCUGGGUCAGGCUGUAUAUAGAGGGUUCCCUGUAUGGGGGUAUAUGAAGGAAAUUCUGGGUCAGGCUGUAUAUAGAGGGUUCCUGUUGGGAGUAUAGUAGGGAUUUUCUGGGUCAGGCUGUAUAAAGAGGGUCUCCAUUCUGGUUUUAUAGGGGGGAGGAGAAGCUUGAUCAGGCUUUAAAUAAAAGGUGUAUAGUCUGUGUAUAGGAGGGAUGUGCUGGGUAGGUGAUUAUAUACUGUAAAUGUUGCAUGCUGUGCAUUGUAGUGCUAUACUAGCUGGAGUACUUAGGGCUUCUGACACACCUCCUUCCUAGUACAGGUAUGGGUCCAUUAUACGGAAACCGAUAUCCAGAAUGCUCCAAAUUACGGAAAGGCUUUCUUCCGUAGACUCCAUUAUAGUAAAAAUGAUUUCCC
Xenopus laevis (African clawed frog) is the source of this 2077-nucleotide messenger RNA. RefSeq lists its product as uncharacterized. The transcript is spliced from 2 exons. NCBI's taxonomy places the organism in Eukaryota, Metazoa, Chordata, Amphibia, Anura, Pipidae. The coding region runs from base 844 to 1761 and encodes 305 amino acids. The record is from RefSeq and is a predicted model, not a curated record.